UUUGAAUGUUGUUGGAUACGACGUGUGCUCGAAUAGUUGUUUGCAAAGGCAAGAAAAUCGAAAGCGUGAGAAAAGGUGUUCAGAAUAAGGCUACAGUUAACAUAUUAAAAAAUGAAGCGCAUUAGCGAAGAGUUUGCAACGUUUGCCAGCCUUAAACCAGCCACCAGCUACACAUCAACUUCCCUCCUCGAACCUGUACGCCUGCGCAUUGCAAAGCAGGGUGUCUCAGCAACUGCUCCACAAACCAUUCCACAACUUUUUCGCGAGUGUUGCCAACGUUUUCCAAACGAUCCAGCUUUGGUUUACGAAAACAAAAGCUACAAGAACAACAGCACCGCAAGCGCCUGGACGACAGUCACUUACGAAGAGUACGAGCGGAACGUGGAGAGAGCUGCACUCGCUCUCCUGCAUUUAGGUUUCACACCAAACAACUGCAUCGGUUUUCUGGCCAACAAUUGUCCUGACUGGUAUUUCUUGCAGUUUGGCGCUCUGCGUGUUGGUGGCGUGGUCGCAGGUAUAUAUCUCACUAGUUCAUCAGAGGCAGUGAAGCAUGCACUGGAAACCACGUCAGCUGUCAUAUGUGUGGUGGAUGAUGCCAAACAGUUGGCCAAGGUGCGGGCAGUUAGAGAUAAGUUGCCACGACUGCAGGCUGUAAUACAGUUGUAUGGGUCUUUAGAGGAUGGUUUGACGCAAGAAGCGGGCUACUAUCGUUGGUCGGAUUUGAUGGCAUUGACAUAUGAGCGGCACCUGCUGCAAGUGCUGAAGCGCAGCGAGAUGGAGGUGGCGGCAAAUCAAUGUGCGCUGCUUAUUUUUACGUCCGGUACAACUGGUCUUCCCAAGGCCGUUAUGCUUUCGCACGAUUCCAUCACACUAAGUAUAAAAAUUAGCUUUUCAAUUAGUGGGUGCACUGGGGAUUUCCGUGGUGUAACUAUUUCCUAUUUGCCCAUGAAUCAUAUCGCUGGCCAAAUUUUUGAGAUCGUGAUGCCUCUUCUGAAUGGAGAUUGUGUAUACUUUGCGGGUCCGGAUGCGCUUAAAGGAUCGCUUGAGGAAAGUCUACGAGUCGCGCGGCCUACACGAAUUUUUAGCGUUCCACGAAUCUUUGAAAAAAUACAAGUACAACUACAGAAGGCUGAGGACAGCUCGUCGCUUUGGUGGCGCUAUAUUAUUGCUUGGGCCAAGGGCACGUUAUUGAAUUCCUACAUGAACAACACGGAGCGAAUCAAACCAAAGACAACAAUUAAAUACAUUUUGGCCUCAAUAAUCAUGCAAAAGUUUAAGACUCAAUUGGGUCUUGACCGUUGUGAAAAUUGUUGGAUUGGUAGCGCUCCACUUCCGGUGAAACUAAAAAAAUUCUUCCUGAGCAUGGAUAUACCGGUAGCCGAUAUUUUUGGUACUACGGAGGCUGGUGGUGGCAUAUCAUUUACACAAGGCUACUGCCAUUUGGACAGCUGUGGAAAAAUAUUGCCAGGCGUUGAAGCUAAAAUCGAUAAACCGAAUAGCGAUGGACAAGGCGAGAUCUGCGUGACUGGGCGCUGCAUAAUGAUGGGCUACCUGAACGAGCCGGAGAAAACCAGCGAGGCUAUAGAUGCAGAGGGUUGGUUGCAUACCGGUGACGUGGGAGUCUUUCACAGUGAUGGUUGCAUACUCAUAACCGGACGCAUAAAAGAGAUAAUUAUAACAAAAGGUGGCGUGAAUAUACAACCGUAUCAUGUGGAGGAUCUCAUCAAAGCCGAAUUGCCCUGCUUAAGUAAUGCUCUGCUAGUGGGGGAUAAUCGUAAAUAUUUGACUGCGUUACUGACACUGAAGACUAACAUUGAUGGCGAAACCGGGCUACCGCUUGACACCUUACAUCCAGACACAAUUUCUUGGCUGCAGUCGCUCGGCUGUAACUAUUCUUGCCUAUCGGCAGUUCUUAGAGUUCCAGCUUAUUCUCAAGGCUAUGAUUAUAAGAGAGCAAUUCCAAGCCCCGACCAGAACGUUGUGGCGGCUAUCGAUAAAGCUCGGAUAAGAGCCAACGAAAGGGCGUUAUCGCGCGCGCAGAAAGUACAGAAAUUCGCAUUGUUGCCACAUGACUUCACAGUGCCAACUGGGGAGUUAGGUCCUACACUGAAAUUCAGACGCAGUUUCGUCAUCAACAAAUAUCUCCAUAUUAUAGAUCGAUUGUACAGUGAAGAGAGUUGACUUUCAUGGCCUCACUAUUAUGUAUAUGUACUUGUAGGGGUCUUUGUAUGUUUCUAGUGAAAAACAUAUUUACUAAUUUUUUAUAUUUUAUAAUUUUUAUAUUUUUGUUAGAUACUUGGUUGUAACUAGUUUUAGAGUAGCUUAAUUUCAAGAAAAUACG
Messenger RNA from Anastrepha obliqua, 2341 nucleotides. RefSeq names its product long-chain-fatty-acid--CoA ligase heimdall-like. Gene Ontology annotation, cellular component: membrane; endoplasmic reticulum. Lineage: Eukaryota; Metazoa; Arthropoda; Insecta; Diptera; Tephritidae. The transcript is spliced from 7 exons. The record is from RefSeq and is a predicted model, not a curated record. Gene Ontology annotation, molecular function: long-chain fatty acid-CoA ligase activity. The coding region runs from base 112 to 2181 and encodes 689 amino acids.